Prunus armeniaca (apricot) is the source of this 1185-nucleotide messenger RNA. The record is from the annotation of a GenBank genome assembly. Lineage: Eukaryota; Viridiplantae; Streptophyta; Magnoliopsida; Rosales; Rosaceae.
AUGGACGGCCAACAAGACAAUGCUAUUCAACCAUUUGAUGAAGCAUGGUUUGAUGUGGCUAAUCCAUGUGGGAAAGAAUUUGAACUGCCAAAUGCCUCUUCUCCUAUCCACCCACGAUGGAGUGACAACAGCAACAACCUGGUUUUCUUGCAAGACCAGCAGCUUCAUACUCCAGAUAUACUUGAAAAUUCUUAUGAACUGGAGACAAUCAGAUCUUCUUGUGCUGGAAAUCAAGUGGAUUCUUGUCCAAUCAUGGAAAUGGGGCCUUCAAUAGCCAACUUUAAUCCAAUAGUCAAUCCACAAGAAGGUACUUCCAUAGGUAACCAUAAGGUCCACUUUCCUAGAUCAACUGGUGUACGUAAAUCUGAAUUUGAGGGUGCCUUUCCUGAGGUAAAUCAGCAUGUUUAUGCGCCCACCUCUGCUAGCUAUUCUUGGAAGGGAGUAGAUAUUAAUUUUCCUUUAAGAAAUCAAGAGUCUCAUUCUGUUAACUCUACCAAUUCACCAUCCAUUAGUUCAACCGAGUCCUUGUGUUUGAAAAACAAUCCAACCCAUGCUCCCAGAUUUCCUAAUACAUCUGGGUUUGGCCCAAGUGUCUACAUCCCUCCUAAUAAACAAUUAACUCACUUCCGUACUUCAUCAAAUGCAUUUCGAUUAAAUUCAGAUGAUUACAUCAUCAAUGAUCAUGUCUGCUCCGGAUUCCACUUUACUAUCCUUGGUCCAAUUUCUAGCUCUGGAUCCUCAUCUUCUUUUGGAUCAAGUGGCUGUCAUCCUGUGAGAAACCAGGAAAUCAGAUCUUCUAGCUUCACUGAUUCACCAUCCAUACAAAAUGGCUUGUCUGUUCGGUCGAAUCAAGUGGCUUACAAAUUUGGGGGUAGUGCAAAUGGGGACAUAACUCAUGGUCCAAGCCACCUUCAGGCUGUUAGCCAUGGUACAGGAAUUACAUCAAAUGUGCCCGUCCCAGUGGAAAACCAAGUAGAAACAUCAACCCGAGCUCCUCAGUCUAAUUGUCACGGUUCAGAAAAGAACCAAACUUUUGGUCCUAGCUCAUCGAAGAAUGGCCGCUGUGAUGUAAAAUACACAUGCAAGAUCUGUAAGAGAGAAUUCCCUAAUUAUAAUUCCUUAGGAGGGCAUAUGAGUUUUCAUGCAAAGAUGAAAAAGGCAAAGAGAAAAUUGGACAGCAAGUAA